AUGAUGAUCUCCCCUAUGUGGCACCGCCUAAUCUUAGGGACACUGGUACUGGCGCCGCUGCUGAUGAACGGUUCAUAUGCACAGACUGGAGACCUUGAAAUAUGUCUGGACGCUAUUGAAGAGGCCGACACAAGUGGAAACAAUAGAAUGAGUAAGGAAGAAUAUGUCGUUUUCCUAAACAACAUCACAAGCGGAGACUUCGGCUUCACAACGUAUGAAAAUCUUCCGGAAGCGUUGUUGAUGAACUUUGAAAUAUAUGAGCAGACUGGAGGUGUCAUCGAUAUUCGGGGUGCAACACUGAGAGCAAAUGCAAACAAAAGACAGAAAAGAGUGGUCGAAACCCUCUGUGAAACCACGGACAUGGCAAUAGCAGUUCUUCCGACUUACGUAUCGGUGAACAGAAACUCGGACUUGGAUUCGAACAGUACCGCUUCCAUCGAAUCCAACACGACAAGGCUGUCCUUGAAUGGCACAGACCACCUCGAAUUCAUCGGAACUAACCAAACUGCAUUGGCGCUUCAAAAUGAGACAUUGUCAACUCCCAACGUGACAGCAUCUGGAGGAUACAACAACACCAACAUCACCGAAACUACUUCUACUUCAUCUACUUCCAACACCACACCGCCACUGUCGGAAAACGAUCAAGUGGCCACCAAUUAUUCAUCGCAGCCAAACGCAACGGAUGCAGCGCUACAGCAAGACCCGACGCAUGGGCCUACCGUAGCCAAUGCCACCAUCGCGCCAAGUGCAAUUGCUUCAGCUCCCCUCGGCGAACCAGAGAGUUCGCUGCCCCCGACAUCCUCGCCGAGUUCGGCACCGACAGUAGCCACCACUCGGCCUUCUGUGCCUACACAGAGCCCUUCUUUGUCCACACCAGGUCCUUCUGUUUUGCCCACGGCUCCCAGCACUCUCGAAACAAGUUCUGUUCGAGACAUUAAUGCAACCGCCGGCACCAACGACACUAAUGACACCGGAACAGAUCUGUCCACUUCAUCCCCAACCAACGCUCCGACAAAUUCCACGUCCGAGCCAGAACCAACCAUCGCACCAAUCGAUGUUAUGUCCGCAGACAACGUCACUAAUGCGACAGAGGCAGAUAACGGUUCCCAAUCGGUAUCUUCAGAGACAUUACAAGCGCCGACAAUGGCUCCUUCUCUAGAUCCUCAGUCCGGCUGCAAAAUGGUCAUGAGUUUUGCUGACAUAGACGAGGACGAUGCAAUGAAUGAAAUGGAGUACGUUUGGUUUCUAAAUGACAACUGGGAUAAUCCCUACCCUGGUGCUGUAUUCCAGGAUCUCCCGCAAGGAUUGAAAGACAACUUCAACAACUUUGCAUCCGAAGGCCAGAUUGACAUUAGCAUGUUGAACUCUGAAAAUCCAAUGUCCAACGAUCAAGAGGCUUUUCUGGAUCGGGUCUGCGCCGAAACAGAAAUUGUGCUGUCUGCUGAGCCAGUCAGUGAUACUGACGGAGAUGAGGCAUCGAUGGCCACGUUCAAGGAAUGCCUAGAGUCUUUAACACUCCAUGAUGAGAACGGGGACUCCUGGCUCGAGUUCGAUGAGUAUGUUGCCUUAAUCAAGGUGUUAUCUGGUGGAGAUUUUGGCCAAGACAACUUUGAAGCGCUUCCAGACGAAUUGCAGGACAACUUCUAUGCCUUGGCAAUUAGCUCCAGGAUUGACCUUGGUGGAGCCAAACAUGGAGCUGACCUCUCAGCUCCGCAGAAAGAGGUCCUGGACACAAUUUGUAUUGAGACUAGCUAUGCUCUGGAAGAAGCAAACAAGAAUGCUGGAGAAGGAGAUACUUUCGACACGGUAGAUACCAACACGAUGCUCGAGUAUGCGGCCUGUUUCAUGGGCAUGAAUGAUGUCGACCAAAACGAUGACUUCGCUCUGGAUCAAUCAGAGUACAUUGAUUUGAUCAACUUGAUGGGCAAAUACCGCUUUCAGAACUACAACUUUACGCAACUCCCGCUUCUCCUCCAGGACAACUUUUGGAACUUACAGACCGAUGGCAGCAUCGACAUCGAGGGUUCUCAAGAAGGUCAAAGCCCUGAUAGUGCUCAGCAACACCAUCUAGGAGAAGUAUGCCUGGAAACUACAGCGGCGGUGAACAUGGCAAUCGCCAUGGCAAUCGAAUACACUGGGUCUGAUACUUCAAUGACGACGGCAAGCCCUUCUGACUUGACGCCUCAAGGUGAACCGAUCGUCAUCCAUUCUUCCUUUAACAUAUACAGUGAUGUUUGGAUUGCCGGCGAAGAAUUUAUCAUGGGAAUGACUAGAGACAGUUUACAGGAGGCGUACAGACAAUUUGUAAUGGAGGCCAUUGAUGGAUUGAGGCAACAAGGCAGGCAAAGGCAGUAUUUUGGGGGGCGAAGCUUGCAAGAAACAGUCCGGAGACCGCUUGCUGUGCUUGAUCGCGAGAGUCCAUCCAUCGACAACAUUGUGGAUCUGAACUGUGCUGGUGCCAGCGAAGGAGCCAUCUGCAAGACUGUGUUUGCCUCUUAUAAAAUCUCUCCAAUGGACGGCGACAUGGACCGACAGGGUUUGUAUGCCGAGUAUGUGCGAGUGACUCAAUCCUUUAUCGACGGUGGCCUACUUCAAAUUACGUUGGAACGGGUGAACCCAGAGACAAUGAUCACGCGGACGAUGACUACGACGAGCGAAUGGAGGCCAACCGAAAAGGACUAUUGCUUUCCAUCACAGCUGUGGAGUAGAACACUGGGUUCUAACAUCGCUUCAAUCGGAAAGGGGUCCAGUGAUCACAGCCAGCAAAGGAAGGAGGGAUUCAUCAGCCUCAGCCAGAAUUCAAAGCGAGUCAAGGAGAUCUUCCGGAUCCGGUCGAGCCGAAUACCCCAGCAAUACGCCUAUCUUCGCGAAGUUCGGCGUUUGGGUGGCGACCUGGGCACUGAGUCUGAUGAAGAUGGCAUGCACGACGAGGAACUGGGCAAAAUGCAGGUCAUCGAUCUUGCUCCGUGCAACGGUGUCAAUGCAGCCACCAAUGACUUUGAAGCAAUCAGCCAGGCUCAUAUGAGAAAUCUUGUGAAACGGCAGCAGCAACAGCACUCAAGAGACGGUGUCCCCCCUUUGCGGAGAAAGAAGAACGACGAUAUGGGAAGCCAGGCCUCAGAAGACUUGAGCUUUGCGUUUCGAAGAUAUGCUAUUGAUGGAGAAGACAAGAGGAAACCUGAUGAGCCUCAAGAGCGAUAUGGUGACUUCUAGCUACCUGGAUCGAUCAGCAGUUCUGUAAACAACACACAACAUGGGCUCUCGAGGCCUACCACUCGUAGAAUGUAACACUAGUAGCUUGGACCUCUAUGUAUUGCAGC
This is a messenger RNA of Seminavis robusta, 3320 nucleotides long. The record is from the annotation of a GenBank genome assembly. Lineage: Eukaryota; Bacillariophyta; Bacillariophyceae; Naviculales; Naviculaceae.